UCUCGAGUCUCGAACUUACAAAAAUCCAAUCAGAGUACAGACAGAAUCGGAGCCCCUCCCUCCCUCCGGAGUUUCCGAAGGAGUGAUUCUAAGUUAUAUUCUCAGUGCUGAAAUCACGCCCUCCUUGAAGAUCUUGGGGCCAUGGAAGACGAUCAAGAGCUCGACUUUGACGCCUUUCAUGCUGCCCCAGCUCUUGUAUCUCUCGCUGCCUUCUCGCCUUCCUUCACGCCUUCUUCUCGCCGUCUGUCGAGCCAUUUCAGCCCUCUUGGUCGCCCGGUUCCCUCAGCUCGGCAGCUGGCUUGGGUUUCUCUCCAAGGUCGUCUCAUUGGUGCGGAAGAAGCAAGCUCUGUUAAAACCAUUGGAGGUUCCUUGAACCCAUCAGAAGCCUUGGCGUGGGAGCUCUUUAGCCCCAUUCAUCGAAUCCUCAUCGUCGCCGUGGUCGCUGUAGCUACUGCCGAGUUGAAGAAAUCUCAACAAAUAUGCCAACUUAAAAGAUCCGUACUUCUCAGGGAUCAAGUUUUGUCAAGCAUGCAACAGAAGCUUGACGAUCUAUGCAACCAGGUGAACAUCAUGAAAGAACAGCCUGAAAAUGAAGUUGAUCUGUCAUUCACAAAUGACAAAAAAAUCCUAUCCAACAAUGAUAUCAAACUUGAUGAAACUACAAUUUCUCCUUGUGGUUGUCAAGUUUGCUAUGAGCAUCGUGUUUUAUCAAAUGGUCCAAUGUGUGACUUUUUUGAGAACUCAUGCUGCGGAGAUGAGGUAUUCAAGUUCAAGAUACCUUCCUACAAUGUAGCAGAGCAAGAAGAGCGCCGGAUGUCCAACUUGUCUGACUGGGCUUCAAGUGUGAAUUCUUUAAUAGAUAUUCACUUAGAGCGCCGGAUGUCCGACUUGUCUGACUGGUCUUCAAGUGUGAAUUCUUUAAUAGAUAUUCAGCUCAACUCGGAGCAAGAUAUCUACAACCUCCAGCAGGAAUGCGAUGAAAAGGAUGCCACCAUAAAAGAGCUGUCAGCUUCUCUUAACGCAUCUGAUGCUGCUAGUUCAAAGAGAAUUGCAGAGUUAGAAGAUGUUAUUAGAAGGAAAAACAUGAUUAUUACAAAACUAAAGAAAGAUAUGGCGGUUCUAGAACAAAAGGUGGUGCAUCUAACAAGGCUUCGGAGACCCUCCUUCACUGCCUCAAACUCAAACAUUAGUCAACCUCCGAUCAUGGCAGAUAAUCUCCUUUAUGAUAUGGAGAGUAGCACUAGUCCAUCGUCUUCUGACCCAGACUCUCCUAUUAAAGCUCAAUCGUAUGAGGAUGAAAAAAGACCUGCUCUUGAGGAGGGAACUAGUUUGAGUAGAGAACAGACGGUGGGUAAGGCAAAGGCUCCAAUCUCCCUUCCAAGACUGGCAGACAGUUCUCAGAAGCAGCGGCAGCUACCUAUGAGCCCUCUAAACGAGAACUCUAUGAAUCACAGACUUGAUUCAACAAUGAAGUUGAGGCAGAAACAAUUGGUACCAACUGAUACAACUAAUAGAGAUAUGAAGAGGAUUAGGAGACACACUCAGACAGUGUCAAAGGACAAAGCUCAACCGAAGAGACGGGUAUAGUCAAAGUGGAGAUGUGAUAUUUGAUGGAUUCUAUUUUGUAUCAAGUAUUGGGAGCAUCAAGUUGGCACAUGGCAUACCCCUUUGCAGUUCCAAAAUUACUGUGUCUGGCAAUGGAUAUCCAGCAUGCAACAUUGCGAACAUAUAUUAUCAUAGGGCACUAUAAUAUUUAUAGGUGUAAGAAAACUUUAGUAGUUCAUAUAUUUAAUACUGAAAUACUUGGAAUAUUAAAUUAGCUAGUGAAAUUAUGUAAUUAUAGAAUAAGGAAAAAGUCACUUGGAUGCCUUGCUUUCGAUAGCUUAUGAAAGUGCC
This is a messenger RNA of Telopea speciosissima, 1896 nucleotides long. RefSeq lists its product as uncharacterized. The transcript has 9 exons. The record is from RefSeq and is a predicted model, not a curated record. The coding region runs from base 142 to 1587 and encodes 481 amino acids. Lineage: Eukaryota; Viridiplantae; Streptophyta; Magnoliopsida; Proteales; Proteaceae.